AUGGUUGAAAAACAAUCAAAUCCUACUCAUCUAAAAUCAAACCACAUCGCUCCAGUACCUUCAGUUACAGAAUCAAAGACAUCACCAAAAAACACUCAGUCAAUCUCUUCAUAUGCAUCAAUCACAUCAAAUAAACAACCGGAACCAACAGUUACAAUCCCGAAACAGUUUUUCACAAACCUCCUAACCGAGGUAAUUGGGAAAAUUUCUGAAUCACAAGACAUCAAACAAACAGUUAUGACGGCUAUCUCGGCCAUAAUCUCCAUCAUCAACCACCAUGAAUAG
Messenger RNA from Macrosiphum euphorbiae (potato aphid), 285 nucleotides. NCBI's taxonomy places the organism in Eukaryota, Metazoa, Arthropoda, Insecta, Hemiptera, Aphididae. The record is from the annotation of a GenBank genome assembly.